Molecule: messenger RNA, 778 nt
Organism: Telopea speciosissima
Lineage: Eukaryota; Viridiplantae; Streptophyta; Magnoliopsida; Proteales; Proteaceae
Product: transcription factor MYB93-like
Exons: 2
Source: RefSeq, a predicted model, not a curated record
UUAAUCUUUACCUUUAUUCUCCAACUCAUAAUCUAAUAUCUCACCCUUCUCAGGAAUGAUGGGGAGGUCUCCUUGUUGUGACGAAGUUGGUUUGAAGAAAGGUCCAUGGACACCAGAGGAAGAUCAGAAGCUCAUGGAUUAUAUUCAGAAACAUGGCCAUGGAAGCUGGAGAGCACUUCCAAAGCUUGCAGGAUUGAAUAGAUGUGGGAAGAGUUGCAGAUUAAGAUGGACUAAUUAUCUUAGACCAGAUAUCAAAAGGGGAAAAUUCUCUGAAGAUGAAGAGAGAACUAUUAUCCAACUUCACUCAGUUCUUGGAAACAAAUGGUCAGCAAUCUCUACUCAUCUCCCUGGAAGAACUGAUAAUGAGAUCAAGAAUUUCUGGAAUACCCAUCUAAGGAAAAAACUCCUUCAAAUGGGUAUUGAUCCAAUAACUCACAGACCAAGAACUGAUCUCACUUUCCUCUCAGAUCUCCCUCAUUUGCUAGCUGCUGCAAGCCUUCUCAAUCAGAUGAAUCCUUUGGUAGAUGCUGCAGAGUUAGCCAAAAUCAAAGUGUUGAAUCUACUACAACUCAUUAAUAGUAAUAGUGCACCUUCAAAUAUGGAAGCAGUUAAUCUUUUGGGUUUGAAUCACUUUAGUGAUUAUGUUCUCAAUGAAUAUGUCCAAUCAAAUACCCAAUUCCAAGGACUUCUCAAUAACCCUCUUGGCCUUUCUUCUAACCCUACUCAAAUGCAAUCUAAUUUUGCAGAUUUUGGAGUCUCACAAUCAACCAAUGAGAAU